Molecule: messenger RNA, 1388 nt
Organism: Amblyraja radiata (thorny skate)
Lineage: Eukaryota; Metazoa; Chordata; Chondrichthyes; Rajiformes; Rajidae
Gene: sting1
Product: stimulator of interferon response cGAMP interactor 1
Exons: 7
Coding region: 100-1260 (386 amino acids)
Biological process (GO): defense response to virus; positive regulation of macroautophagy; positive regulation of type I interferon production
Cellular component (GO): autophagosome; endoplasmic reticulum membrane
Molecular function (GO): cyclic-di-GMP binding; 2',3'-cyclic GMP-AMP binding
Source: RefSeq, a predicted model, not a curated record
GGAAAUCAGCCGCGUUUGGGGAGUUGCCGGUGGACUGGUAGCAGGUUGGGUGUUGUGCGCUUUCCUCCAGGGAUAGCGAGGCUGGAACAAACCCGCAAGAUGGUCUUUUUCUCACAGUUAUUUUCCGAUGACAUACCCUUGCCUCGUGGAAAUGCAGCUGUUUGGUCCUCCAUGAUUGUUAUGGUUGCAUCAUUUUCCUUUAUGCUUUCUUUGAGAAAAGUAUAUACGAUUGUGCAGCAGCUCUUGUUUCAUCUUUUCAUAUUGUUUCUAUCAAGAACCAUCCAAAAGCUUUGUGAGUUCCUGGAAGAGUACAGGCACAUCCCUUCAAGAUAUAAAAACUGCUGGAAGGCUUUCGCUGCAUCAAUUAAUUUUAAGGAAUGUGGCUGUGGAACAGUAAUUUUUAUACUGCUCUGCUACGAAGCUCACGAGAACAUAAAUGAUCCUGUAGAUAAUUUCAGUUCUUUGGGAUGGAAAUUAAGCUCUUCCUGUUUCUGCUAUUCAUUGCUCAAGGCUGUGGGAUUUUUUGAUCCCACACCUGCGCAAAUAUCAGCAAUUUGUGAGAAGAAUAAGUUUAAUGUCGCUCAUGGAUUGGCUUGGUCUUAUUACCUUGGUUACUUGAAGUUAAUUUUACCUUCCCUGGAAGAAAGAAUACAGGAUUAUCGCCGUUUAGCGAAAACUUCACCCGAAUUAAAAGGAACCUGGAAGUUGUAUAUCCUCAUUCCAUUCAGCUGUAAAGUUUAUGACAAAUUCGAAAAGAUGGACAAUAGGAUACAUUUUUUUGACAAUCUACCUGAGCUCCGCAUUGACAGAGCAGGGAUAAGAGGAAGAAGUUACAAGAACAGCAUUUAUUCAAUUUAUGAUGAACACAAAAAGCGUCAUCACUGCAUCCUUGAAUACGCCACACCUCUGCGGUCCCUGUUUGAAAUGUCCAAUGAUGCCACUGCAGCCUUCAGCAAGGAGCAGCGAGUGGAGCAGGCCAAGCUUUUCUACGUCACCUUGGACCUUAUUCUCAACAACUCUCAAGAUUGUGCAGGCUUCUUCAAAUUAAUUCCAUAUGAUGAUGAUUCACAGGACAGAAAUAUGGACUCUCAUUUUUUAUCAACACUGAUCCUCAACGAUAUGGUGCAGGAGAAAACUGAAUACACAGUACCGGAGGAAAAUACUUGGGACGAAACAUUAAAUGACUCAGUGGUUAGUGACCAAACAUUAUUGAUCAGCGACGCUAAUGAUCCACAACCUUUACAAAGCAAAAACUACUAAAUAUUAAAAAUGUUGCAUGUUUUUUGGAAUUAUCUUUGGUGCAUCAGCUUAACACAGAAUUCAGUGGAAGCAAAUUCUCAGAUGCUUUUAAUAAGAAGUAAAAAUAACAUAUUUUCUUGCCUGUUAAU